AUGAAUGGUCGUCCGAAUCGGUCGGAUGAGGUGAAACGGAAAUCGGAUUCAUUUAACGAUUUGCUUCAACGUGACGUUGUUCAAUCGACUGAACUACGCAAACUAUGCCUUCAUGGCUGCCCCGAUUCGCUCGGUAUUCGAUCGACUUGUUGGAAACUCCUGCUCAAUUAUUUGCCCGAGGCAGCCAAUGUACGUGCAGAAAAACUGGCCAGUUGUCGCGCUGAGUACGCUUCUUAUGUAAAUGAUUUUGUGAUUGAAACAGGGACUACUGAAUCCUCUGAUCAUCCUCUCAGCUCCUCGCCCGGUGGAGAUUGGAUCACCUUUUUCAAUGAUAAUAAAGUAUUACUUCAAAUCAAUCGAGAUUGCCGUCGAUUGUGUCCAGAUUUUGAUUUCUUUCAUCGUGUCACCGACUUUCCCGGAUCCAAACUAUUUGGCAAACAAUGCUCUGUGGCUGUGCUUCGCGGACGUAUCGAAUCCUCGUUUCUUCAGUGUCACGCGGUCAACCGAAAUCUGGUUGGCGUAGUCAACAUGAUUGACAUGCCCCAGUACGAUCCAUUCAUUCCGGGAAAUAGCCUAUCCUCCGGACUGAUUGAGUCGUUCACCUCCUCGGGAGCAACAGGCCCCGGGGCUGUAAAUGAGACUGCGGGAUCCUGUUCGGAUUCGACUAAUCGUGGGCAAUCCACAAACGGCACAUCCAAUGAAGCUCACUGGGAAGUGAUCGAACGGAUCUUGUUUGUAUACUACAAAACACAUACGGGUCAAGGAUAUGUUCAGGGCAUGAACGAGUUGGUCGCACCGAUCUACUUCGUCUUUGCCACCGAUCCAGAUGAGCAGUGUCGCAGUAAGUUUAUGUUUGUGACAGCUUCCCCUGUUCGCCGGGAGGCCGUAUCGAUCCGUGUUUAA
Echinostoma caproni is the source of this 903-nucleotide messenger RNA. The record is from the annotation of a GenBank genome assembly. NCBI's taxonomy places the organism in Eukaryota, Metazoa, Platyhelminthes, Trematoda, Plagiorchiida, Echinostomatidae.